Molecule: messenger RNA, 1746 nt
Organism: Arachis ipaensis
Lineage: Eukaryota; Viridiplantae; Streptophyta; Magnoliopsida; Fabales; Fabaceae
Source: RefSeq, a predicted model, not a curated record
AUGGCAGACGUACCACCUCUUUCACCAUUCGAACUUCUGAGGAUGGUAACCGAGUUACAACAGGCUAAUCAACGUAUGGCCGAAGAAAACCAAAGAAUGGCUGCCCAGAUUACCGAGCUGAACAAUGCUCGGAUCGAGAAUAACGACAUUCAUCGCCAACAACCAGAAGAUAAUGAACAUCAUUCUGACCCUUCUCAUGUCUCGGAGACCAUCCGAGUUGAGGGAGCUCAACCUGAAGAUGAAAACACCGAAUCCGACGAGCUCGUGGGUCUUUUCACGCCAGAAGUAAUGAACUUUGAGCUACCGCGAAGGUUUAUCUUACCACUAACUCUCACGCCUUACGAUGGGCUCGGAGAUCCGAAGAAGUUCCUCAAGAAAUUCCGAUCAAUAAUGAUCAUUAACGGUGCAUCAGAUACUGUCUUAUGUCGUUGUUUUCCAAAUUAUUUAGAUGGCCCUGCACUUGAUUGGCUUUGUGCUUUACCUGCAGGUUCCAUCUCACGAUUUCAGCAACUGGCCAAGCUAUUUGAAGAACACUUCGCCGGAUCCGCAAUCUAUCUGCAUGACUCUGACUAUCUGAAUACCAUCAAGCAGGGGCAAAACGAAAGUUUGAAGGACUAUAUGACUCGCUUCACAAAAGUCGCCAUCAACAUACCCAACCUCCAUCCCGAAGUCCAUUUGCAUGCAAUCAAAAGCGGCCUCCGACCUGGGAAGUUCCAGGAAACAAUUGCGGUGGCCAAGUCCAAAACCCUUGCCGAGUUUCUGGAGAAAGCCAAAGGCCAAAUCAAUAUCGAGGAGCUCAGACAAGCUCGGAAGCCUGACAAAAAAGCUUAUAGAGAUGAUGAUAAAACUCCAAAUAGUAAGAAAGGUUUUAAACUAACACCUCGUUUUGAUUCUUAUACGCAGUUUAACACUAAGCGGGAGGAUAUCAUCAAAGAGAUUCUAAAUUCAAAACUCAUCAAGCCACCAAGAAAGGCCGGCACCUACCAAGACACUAAGAACGUAGACAAAUCUAAAUAUUGUGCCUUCCACCAGAAGCACGGCCACACCACUGACGACUGUGUGGUAGCAAAUGAUCUCUUAGAACGAUUAGCUCGGCAAGGCCAUCUCGAUAAGUACAUUGGUAGUCACAUUCAAAAGCGUUCCACACCUUUCAGGAACGAGGAUUCGUCAAAACAACAGCACCGAGGAAAAGAAAGGACAACGUCAAAUCAAUAUGAAAAGCCCCGAGGUAUAAUCAAUUGUAUUUUAGGGGGAUACGCCGGCGGAGGAUCCUCAAGCUCGGCCAGAAAGAGAUCUUACCGAGGUAUAUGCUCGGUAGAUGGCUUCCAGCGCGAAGCUACACUCGCAACACAACUCCCCCAAGUGACGUUCACACACGCCGACUUCAAUUCAAACAUACACAACUUGGACGAUCCCGUGGUAAUCACCCUUCAAUUGGGAGAUCUGUUGGUAAGGAAAGUACUUCUGGAUCCUGGAAGCAGCGCCGACGUUCUAUUCUACUCAACAUUCAAAAAAAUGAAGCUUAGCGACAACGCCCUCCAGUCAACAGGAGGAGACAUUGUCGGCUUCUCGGGUGAGCGAGUGCCGAUAUUGGGAUCAGUGUGGUUACAAACCAAACUGGGUGAGCAUCCUCUUUCAAAAACAUGUGAUAUUCAAUAUUUAGUUGUAGAUUGCUUUAGCCCAUACAACCUCAUACUAGGCCGACCUUUUACUCCCCCAAGUGACGUUCACACACGCCGACUUUAA